UGCAUUUUUUUUGUAAAUAUAAAUGUAAAUAAAAGGUUCAGUUCACAAAAUAUUGUCUUUUUAGUAAAAACACAAUAUUAGCUCUUGUUUAAAUGGCUUAUGCAUUACUUACUGCUGGAUAAUCUUAAGUGCUAAACGCAGUACCCAGACUCAAAAAAUUAUUGGUUAUGAGAACACUUUAGUAGUACAGAAAACCUGUGCUGAAAUCCUGUGCUAUCCCAUUUCUAAGCCUUUGCUCUAAUUAAAAAUAAAAAUGAUAUCAGAUUUCGCAAAGGAAAAGGUUUUUUGGACGCAAAGGAUGAACUUGCGUUUAGUAAAGUUCAUAGAAAAGAGGCCGAAUAUAUGGAAUCCGAAACAUCCGAAGUACACGUCGGUGGCGUAUCGAGAUCGGGCUUACAACGAGUUUGCGGCUAAAUACGGCAACGACUUUACAGGCCAGGCUGUCAAGGAACGGUGGACCAAUAUACGGUCCACUUUUGCUAAUCAUUUACGGAAAAUCAAGACUAGCCAAGCCAAUGGUGAGGAAUACCAAGUCAGUUGGCACUUAUGGAAUUCAUGUCAGUUUCUAAGGAAAGUAAGCAGAGGACAGAAGAAUGCUGAAGAUGAUGAAAUCCUUCCAGCCGAGGAAAUGGACUGCCCUGUGGAUAAACCUCUUACCAGUAAAAACUCAAUGUGCAAAAGCAUAGCUGAAAACUUGUUCGAAAUAUUCAAUGAAGCCAAAAACGGUGCUAUACCAGUAGAUAAUACUAAAUAUAUAAAAGUUGGACGGCUAGUAACAAAGAAGCUAAAUCACAUGAACUCUUUUGAAGCUGCAAAAGUGUCACAAAAAAUUAUGGAAAUAUUAUUACUUUAUGAUCAAGACAAUCCUAUGAAUCCAAAUAAUUAUAAGACUGAGAGUAUAUGGAGUACCUAUAAGUAUUUUGUGUGUAAACUUCAAGACUCAUUAGUCAUUUUCGAUGUUUUCAUGUUUGCCACCUUUUCACUCGUAAGAAAUCAGUCAACCAAGAAAUGUUAUUGUUAUUUUGUUAUGGAUUUGAAAUUAAUUGCCCUUUCAAAAACGGAACAAAUAAUGAAAAUCAAUGGCCCCGAAUUUACCGAGCUCAUUAAAACAAAGUGGGACGAUAUGCAUUCAAACACAAGUGUUUUUCGCUACAAAAUUGAUAACAUAGUAGAAAGAAUAACUGAUAAGAAAUAUUUAUUGCAAUUAAACCCUAACAGAAUAACUAAAAGGAGGACACCUGAGCAAAUUGUUAAUAUUUGCCAACAAUUUGAUAAAAAUAAGUUCAAUUUCACAAGAAUUUCAAAUGAGGAAAUCUUAUUUAAGUUCAAAACAGAUAAUGAUGGUGAUAACCACAUAUUUGUAGUAAAUGUAAGUCCAAUAUCACGGUACCAUACACUCUUAUGUCCAUCAGUAGACAAAUGCUUACCGCAAGUGGUAACAAAGCAUAGUUUAAAGUUGGUCAUAGAUUUGUUGUUACUAGCCCAGGAUCGUGAUUUAAGGAUAGCCUUCAACAGUCUCUGUGCUUUGGCAUCAGUGAAUCAUUUGCAUUAUCACUUAUUUAUAGAAAAGAACACUCUACCAAUAGAGACAGUGAAAUGCAAACACAUAAAGGGCCCGUUGUAUUGCUUCGAGAACUACCCUGCACCAGCAUUCUGCUUUGAAAUAACGAAAAAAUCGCCCAAAAUUGAUGAAAUAUUCAAAUUAAUAGAGUUCUUCUUGGACAAAUCAAUAGCGCACAACAUUUUUGUUACCAGAGGGGAUUCUGUUGAAGAGAAUUUGGAUAAGAAUGAGACGUCUUAUAGAUUUGUGAUUUGGCCCAGGAAAAGCAGUGUGAGUGCAAAACAACUUUUGGCUUUCAAUGUUGCUGCUUGCGAAUUGAGUGGAUGGUUUGUUGUACAUAGCAGUGAAGAAUUUUACAAGCUUCAAACAGAACAAUUAGAAAAGGAACUAAGGAAAUGGGGAGUCGAAAAUUUUGAAGAACUGUGCGAACAAGUGAAAUUAUUAUAUUGAUGCUAUGCUCUAAAAAACCGGCCAAGUGCGAGUCGGACUCGUACACGCAUGGUUCCUUACCAUCGUACAAGAUAUUACCUAACACUUUUAUGUAAAACCCUGCAAGUUAAUGUGAUUUAGUAAAUUA
Maniola jurtina (meadow brown) is the source of this 2138-nucleotide messenger RNA. Its product is annotated as GDP-D-glucose phosphorylase 1. Bases 254 to 2011 code for a protein of 585 amino acids. NCBI's taxonomy places the organism in Eukaryota, Metazoa, Arthropoda, Insecta, Lepidoptera, Nymphalidae. The transcript has 10 exons. Gene Ontology annotation, biological process: glucose metabolic process. The record is from RefSeq and is a predicted model, not a curated record. Gene Ontology annotation, cellular component: cytoplasm. Gene Ontology annotation, molecular function: GDP-D-glucose phosphorylase activity.